Ochotona curzoniae (black-lipped pika) is the source of this 2426-nucleotide messenger RNA. RefSeq names its product HHIP like 2 (gene HHIPL2). The record is from RefSeq and is a predicted model, not a curated record. Bases 58 to 2208 code for a protein of 716 amino acids. NCBI's taxonomy places the organism in Eukaryota, Metazoa, Chordata, Mammalia, Lagomorpha, Ochotonidae. The transcript has 9 exons.
GGGCAAAGCAGGGAAACCACCUGAGCAAACAGUAGUCAGAGUGUUCCCGGGGCUAAAAUGCCCAGGAGGUCUAAUUCUGGUCUGAAGGGUGGUCCCGGGAGUAGACCCCCCUGGCUGUCCUGUGGCCUCUGCCUUGUGAUCUUUUUGAGCCAGGUGGCCUUGCUGCAGGGACACCCCCAGUGCCUGGAUUAUGGGCCCCCUUUCCGGCCAUCCCGGCGCCUUGAGUUCUGCUCCGACUAUGGGUCCUUCGGCUGCUGUGACCAGCACAAGGACCGCCGCGUUGCAGCCCGAUACCAGGACAUCAUGGACUACUUCGAUCUGAGGGGCCACGAGCUAUGUGGAGGUUACAUUAAAGACAUCCUGUGCCAGGAGUGCUCGCCCUAUGCCGCUCACCUAUAUGAUGCCGAGAACCCGCAGACGCCCCUCCGGAACCUUCCGGGCCUCUGCUCUGAUUACUGCUUUGCAUUCCACUCUAACUGCCACUCCGCCAUCUCCCUGCUGACCAAUGACCGUGACCUCCAGGACGCCCAGGACAAGGACAGUGCCCGCUUCUGCCACCUCCUCAACCUUCCUGACAAGGACUAUUGCUUCCCCAAUGUCCUGAGGAAUGACCAGCUCAACCGCAGGCUGGGUGUGGUGGCUGAGGACCAUGAAGGCUGCCUGCAGCUCUGCCUUGCUGAGGUGGCCAACGGGCUGAGGAACCCUGUUGCCAUGGUCCAUGCAGGGGACGGCUCACAUCGCUUCUUUGUGGCCGAGCAAGUGGGCGUGGUGUGGGUCUACCUCCCUGAUGGCAGCCGCCUGGAGCAACCCUUCCUGGACCUCAAGAGCGCUGUGCUGACCACUCCGUGGAUCGGAGAUGAAAGAGGCUUCUUGGGUUUGGCCUUUCAUCCUCAAUUCCGUCGCAACCGCAAGUUCUAUAUUUAUUAUUCCUUUCUGGGCAGAAGGAAGGUUGAAAAGAUCCGGAUUAGUGAGAUGAAGGUUUCUCGGGCUGAUCCCAACAAAGCUGACCCCAAAUCUGAGAGGAUCAUCUUGGAGAUAGAAGAACCAGCCUCCAAUCACAACGGUGGACAACUUCUUUUUGGCUUGGAUGGCUAUAUGUAUAUAUUCACUGGGGAUGGAGGGCAGGCCGGGGACCCCUUUGGCAAGUUUGGAAAUGCUCAGAACAAAAGUUCACUGCUGGGAAAAGUGUUAAGGAUCGACGUGAAUGGGGCAGGCUCUGGUGGCAGGCAGUACCGAAUCCCCUUGGACAAUCCAUUUGUUUCUGAGCUGGGAGCUCACCCCGCCGUCUAUGCCUAUGGGGUCCGAAACAUGUGGCGCUGUGCUGUAGACCGAGGGGACCCCAUCACACGCCAGGGCCGAGGCCGGAUAUUCUGUGGGGAUGUGGGCCAGAACAAGUUUGAAGAAAUUGACCUCAUUGUUAAAGGAGGAAACUAUGGCUGGAGGGCCAAAGAAGGCUUUGAAUGUUAUGACAAAAAGCUUUGCUUCAAUACCUCACUGAAUGAUGUUCUGCCCAUCUAUGCCUAUGGCCACGCUGUGGGCAAGUCAGUCACAGGAGGCUAUGUCUACCGCGGAUGUGAAUCUCCAAAUCUUAACGGUCUCUACAUCUUUGGGGACUUCAUGAGUGGUCGACUUAUGGCUUUGCAGGAAGAUAGGAAAAGCAAGAAGUGGAAGAAGCGGGACAUUUGCUCAGGCAGCACUGUGACCUGUGCCUUCCCAGGGCUGAUCAACACCUACAGCAAGUUCAUCAUCUCCUUUGCCGAAGAUGAAGCAGGGGAGCUGUACUUCCUGGCCACCUCAUAUCCAAGUGCCUAUGCAGCCUACGGAUCUAUUUACAAGUUUAUUGAUCCCUCCAGGCGUGCACCCCCAGGCAAGUGCAAACACAAGCCAGUGCCAGUGCAAACCAAGAGUAAGCGGAUUCCGUUCCGGCCACUUGCCAAGACGGUCUUGGAUUUGCUAAAGGAGCAAUCAGAGAAAGCUGCCAGGAAAACAUCCAAUGGCACCUUGGCUUCCAGUGCAGACCGGGCCUCAUCCAAGAAGCUGGCUUCUGCCACACACAGCAAGACAAGGCAGCGAGGGCCUGGGAGAAAGAAGAAAGCCAGAGCAUGGUUUCCAGCCUCCCAGGGGCUGAGGAAGAAGAGCCUGUACCCCCGCAGUGGCAGGAUAAGGCUUUCAGCACAGCGGAGGCCAGCAGGGGCUAGCCUCCCUUAAACUUUGGUGAAGCUGGCCAAGGGGACUGUGGCAGAGAGUGCUCCAGCUUGUCACUUGGGAGCUACUGCUGGAGUGGAGGAGGGAGCAGGUGGACAGGACUUUCCAUCAAGAGCCUCAUGGUUGUCCUGUCUGGCAAGGCUUGCCAUCUAUGGAGUGACAAGUGGGCUUUGUCCACAUACACAGUGCUUCUGCAGACAGGCCAUGUCGCCCACUGCAAG